GGGGAGAAAAUCCAAUAAACUAAACUCCACCCCCCCCCCCCCCCCAACGCGGCUUCCCCCACCGCCAUCUCCUCCGCUCCCUCCCCGGCGACGAGCAAGCACACCGCCGGCGCCGCGGCGGAGAUGAACCCCUUCGCGAAGAAGCCCACGCCGCGAGAGGCGAUCCGGAGCAGCAAACGUGAGCUGACGAAUGCUACCAGAGGUAUUGAGAGAGAUAUUGGAACGUUGCAGCUAGAGGAAAAGAGGCUAGUUGCUGAAAUCAAAAGGACUGCAAAAACUGGCAAUGAGGCAGCAACCAGAAUUCUGGCCCGCCAGCUGAUCAGGCUAAGACAGCAAAUUUCUAAUUUACAAGGUAGCAGAGCUCAGAUUAGGGGCAUUGCAACACAUACACAGGCAAUGCAUGCCAACACUUCAGUGGCUGCUGGCAUGCAAAGUGCAAGCAAAGCAAUGGGAGCUUUGAACAAGCAAAUGGAUCCAGCCAAACAGAUGAAGGUGAUGCAAGAAUUCCAAAAACAGUCAGCACAAAUGGAUAUGACGAAUGAGAUGAUGUCUGACUCCAUUGACAAUAUCUUAGACGAUGAUCAAGCUGAGGAAGAAACUGAAGACCUUGCAAAUCAGGUCCUGGAUGAGAUUGGUGUUGAUAUUGCCUCACAGUUAUCCUCAGCUCCUAAAGGAAGGAUUACUGGAAAGAAGGUUCAAGCUGAUGAAAGUUCAGAAUUGGACGAACUCGAGAAGAGGCUGGCUGCUCUGAAAAAUCCAUAGAAGAGGGAACUUCUCUGUAACCCAACAUUUUACACAAAGACCUGCUCUGUACCUACAUUUCAAAUUCGUGAUACGAAACAAAAUAGUACAUUUGCACCUGUAAAUAUCGGAUGGUUGAUACUUCAACUAUGUGAAGAUGGAUGUGUAUCAACCUGACAAGCCCGAAAAUUCAGUGAGUAAAAAAAAAACGGCUUCUCUAUAAACUUGUGGCACUGUUAGUGUUAGCUCAGUUCUGCAUGGAGAGCUUCAUUUGUCGGCUUAGAGAGUAGGACAUACGUGCUUGUGUGGUUGUAAUUUUGUUUUUGGUGGACGUCUGAUAUAUCAGCUCGUGUUUUUGAUUCAGUGCAAGCUUCUGUACAUUGGAACAAUGCGUCGAUGCAGACAUGAUUCGCAAA
Messenger RNA from Oryza sativa Japonica Group (Japanese rice), 1157 nucleotides. Its product is annotated as vacuolar protein sorting-associated protein 2 homolog 3. The record is from RefSeq and is a predicted model, not a curated record. Lineage: Eukaryota; Viridiplantae; Streptophyta; Magnoliopsida; Poales; Poaceae. Gene Ontology annotation, biological process: protein transport; endosome transport via multivesicular body sorting pathway; late endosome to vacuole transport. Gene Ontology annotation, cellular component: multivesicular body; ESCRT III complex.